GUGAACCAGUGUUCGAUUGACGGAGCGUCACUUAGUGUCGUUUGUUCUGCUGUGAAAGCCACGUUGGAGAUGAAUCCGCAGUCUACUUCACACGGAGAAUCGGACGAGGAGUGCUCGAAGGAGAGUUCGUCGGCAGAAGGGCAGGCGGCACCUGCUCCGAGCUCAAACUACAUGGUUUUCGAAGUUAUGUGUGUGCUGUCGCUGACGAAAAUUCACGAGAAGACACCAUGCUGCAACCAGAAUCCACAGUGGGAGGAGCAUCCCGCGCGUGUGUGGCGCCCACGCCGGCGGCAGAGGCGGAGCUGGCAGGCCAGGCACAUGUCGAUGCUGAGGGCGGAGCUCCUCAAACACCCCAGGGUGGCGGAGGCGUGGAGGCGGCGGGCGGCGGCGGCAGGUGGGGGCGGCGGCAAGGCUUCCGGAAGGCACCCGCUGCUGGACGGUCUGCAGAGGAGGCCGUACCUGCCUACCCUGGUGGCACUCUUCAUUUUCCUGGUCAUCUACGUUCUGAGGAGGACUUGCGCCUCACUGGUGCGUCGGUCUUAGAGGAUUACUGAAGAUUGUAAUUCUGGUUACAGUCACCAUCGAUCUGAGUUCAGGUCGGCUCUGAGCUUGAGUAGCCUUUUCUCUGUAUACAGAGACAAGAGCUUCUGCAGUGACAACGAUCUCCUUCUUGGAGGGAAAUGGAAAGACUGUUGUUUAUUACGUAGGCGUCGAUGUGUGCCGAAGUGGGGAGGGGCAGUGCAGACGAUCAGUGGAUGUGUGCACAUGUGUGUGUGCGUGUUUCAAAAUAUUU
Molecule: messenger RNA, 793 nt
Organism: Schistocerca gregaria
Lineage: Eukaryota; Metazoa; Arthropoda; Insecta; Orthoptera; Acrididae
Exons: 3
Coding region: 70-543 (157 amino acids)
Source: RefSeq, a predicted model, not a curated record